AAAGAUAGUUAAUGCAAACUAAAUUCUCUGAAAAGGCAUAUAUAUUAGUAUCUUUAGAUCGCCUAAAGUUGGGUAGUUUGGUGAGCCGUCUAUGGGUAUUCACAGUGGUAGCAGUGAGGAACAAUAAAACUACAUUUCCCAUCACGCCACGAUUUCUUAGCUGCCUUGAGGGUGCCUGCUCCGAAGUGACUAUAUUUUCGAGGCUCUAUAUUAUGUUUUGUAACAAAUCUGUCCAUGUAUAUAAAUCCCUUGCAGAAAUAUAUCAUACAUGCAUAAACUAGUUUAAAGGCAAAGAAACUGUAUCGCUGGCGCCUACGCACUGGGGAGAACUGAAACAGGAAGCGAUUCCAAAGAUUCCAAGUAUCAGAUAUGUCAUCUGAGCAAUAUGAGAAACUCCAUGAGCUCUACAAAGAGCUAUAUACUAAGCUACAAAAAAUCCAGGAGAGACUGCAGAGCUGCUAUGGAGAGGAAAAGAAAAAACUGCUUAGAGAAUUUAGUGAAAAGCAGAAGGAAGCAAAUGAAAUGCUGAGUGAGAUGGAAUAUGAAUUAAAAUCUGCUCCACCAACUUUUCGUCAUCAAGCAGCAGGUCAAUUAAGAGCCUACAAAAGAGAUCUGGUUAAACUUCAGAUGGAAGCAAAUUAUAAUGCGCUUGAAGUUAGCACCAAAGAAAGAGAAACCUACAGUGUGGAAAAUGAGCAUAGUACACGCUUAGAAUCCCAAAGAGCACUUCUUCUCCAAGGCACUGAAAGCUUAAACAGAGCAACGGACAGUAUUGCUAGAUCUCAUCGUAUAGCAGCUGAAACUGAUGCCAUUGGCACAGAUAUUAUAGAGGAGCUAGGCGAACAGAGAGAAAAAUUGGAGAGGACCAAAGGACGGUUGGUGGGCACAAGUGAGAAUCUUAGUAAAAGCCGAAAAAUCCUGCGGUCCAUGUCACGGAAAAUUGUGACAAACAAGCUUCUGCUGUCGAUCAUAAUUAUUCUUGAACUAGCGAUCCUUGGUGGCUUAAUCUACUAUAAAUUCUUCAGCAAACGCUGAAUUUUUGAUCUACAACAGCUCAUCUGUAUUUUAGUAAAGAUGUCAUCUGGCACACAAGUUCUGUAAUGGCGCUGUUAUAAAGUGAAGAGGAGCUGCGUUUGAGCCAUUGAAUUCAAAAGCUGCUAAGCCAUAUUAUUGGUCACUUUUGUACUUUUUUUUUUAACUUCUCAUAUAUUAUUCUGUACUGAUGAAUUGUUUUUUUCUGGAUCAUGACCACAGUGAUUGUUUGCAAAUGGCAAGAAAACUUCUAAAGGAGUGUACUGAUAUAUGAUGUGAUCCAGUUUACCUUGGAUUUACUUAUACUGUAUAUAAAACUGAAUGAUUAUACUCAAUUUUUGCUUGUCUCAAAAGGUUUUGUUUUAAUAGACUUUAAAAUAAUGUUUGUAUUUAAUAAUAAUGAAAGUAAAGGGUGCAGUUUGAUCAA
Molecule: messenger RNA, 1459 nt
Organism: Xenopus tropicalis (tropical clawed frog)
Lineage: Eukaryota; Metazoa; Chordata; Amphibia; Anura; Pipidae
Gene: vti1b
Product: vesicle transport through interaction with t-SNAREs 1B
Biological process (GO): intracellular protein transport; vesicle-mediated transport
Cellular component (GO): bounding membrane of organelle; cytoplasm; membrane
Molecular function (GO): SNAP receptor activity
Source: RefSeq, marked provisional